AGGAGGAGAAGAAGCAUGAAAACAGCUGGAUUUCUGAGGCGGCGUGAGGGAUAGUGAGACACUCUGGAUUUCAGGAGAAACCCCCUUCCUCCAUUCUCUUUGGCUUGUUUGUUUCCCGAGAAUCCGUAGGGUUACUGUGCGAGUCUUUUUUCGGUUGUGUAAUUGAAUGCUCGGGAAAGAAAGAAAAAGGAAAUCGGAAUCUGAAACCUAAAUGGAGUUGAGCGUGCAAUCUGUAGAUGAAGCGGUGGAGGAGAUCAUGAGAAUCCAUAGAUCUCUGCCGCCGCGGCCUGAGAUCGACGAGGUUGAAGCGGCGAGAACGUUGAUUCGGAAUGUGGAGAAGGAGGAUCAGGUGAGACUGGAAGCUAUUGCGAGGCAAACCAAGAGUCCGGAUGUUCCCGAGGAGCUGUUCAUGGUGCUUCAGGAGAUGCGGAAGAAUUUGGUUUAUUUCCACAGUAAGGAGCAGAAGAGGGAGGCGUUGAAAUUGCUGGAUCUUGAGAACCUCCAUGCCCUGUUCGAUGAAUUUAUUCAGAGAGCCAACAAUUGCCUCAAUUCUCCGUCUUCUACUUCUCCUCCGUCGUGGUCGUCCAGCUCUCAUAAUUAUUCCAGCGGUUCUGUUUCCACGGUUUCUUCUACUUCCAGUUUGCCCAAGACCUUCGCUUCUGCUUCCAUUACCCUGAAGCCAUCCGCUGCCACUGCAAGUAGUUCGAGUUCCUUCUACUCGGAGAAGGGGCCGGCGAAGACUACUGAAUUGUUCACUAGAGAUGACAGCUAUGUGAGGAAGACCAAGUCAUCUUUUUACAGUGACGGACCUAGUAGUAUUUCGUCCUCAACUCAGAUAUGGGAUUCCACCAUCCGACAUGGGAGUGCUUCAGGUUCAGGUCAAGAUGGUGGUGAUAAGUUGAGUCUAAUUAAGCUUGCCAGCUUGAUCGAAAUCUCUUCAAAGAAGGGUACUCGGGAUCUCGACCUCCAAAACAAGUUAGCAGAUCAAGUUGAGUGGCUUCCUGACUCUAUAGGGAAGUUAUCAACCUUGAUUACACUUGAUUUAUCUGAGAAUCGGAUUGUUACAUUGCCAGACACAAUUGGAGGCCUUUCAUCCUUGACAAAGCUUGAUUUGCAUUCAAACAGAAUUGCUCAACUCCCAGAUUCAAUAGGAGACCUCCUUAGCCUGCUCAGUCUAGAUCUCAGGGGUAACCAGUUGUCGUCUCUGCCUGCUACUUUUGGUAGAUUGGUUCGCCUUCAAGAGCUUGAUUUGAGCUCAAAUAAGCUUGGUUCCCUCCCUGAUUUGAUAGGUUCACUUGUUAGUCUGAAGAUAUUGAAUGUGGAGACAAAUGACAUUGAAGAAAUUCCACAUUCUAUUGGUCGGUGUGCUUCACUCAGGGAGCUUCGUGCUGAUUAUAACCGGGUUAAAGCCCUACCAGAAGCUGUUGGGAAGAUAGCAACUCUAGAGGUUUUGUCUGUGCGAUAUAACAACGUUAAACAGUUGCCUACAACUAUGUCAACUCUGACAAACCUGAAGGAGCUUAAUGUGAGUUUCAAUGAGCUUGAGUCUGUACCUGAGAGCUUGUGUUUUGCCACUUCACUAGUCAAGAUGAACAUAGGAAACAAUUUUGCUAAUCUGAGGUCCCUACCAAGAUCUAUAGGAAACUUUGAGUUGCUUGAGGAGCUGGAUAUCAGCAAUAAUCAGAUCCAGACCCUUCCAGACUCUUUCAGGAUGCUAACACGACUUAAGGUCCUGUGUGUAGAAGGAAAUCCUCUGGAAGUGCCUCCUAGACAUGUUGCUGAAAUGGGUGCACAGGCAGUUGUUCGGUACAUGGUUGAUCUUGUGGAGAAAAGAAAUGUAAAGGCGCCACCUGUGAAGCCAAAAAAGAGUUGGGCUCAGAUGUGCUUCUUUUCAAAAUCUAACAAAAGGAAACGAAAUGGAUCAGACUAUGUAAAAGCCUGAUUUAUAGCAUUGCUGGGAAGAAAAUGAUCUGAUUUUCCUGCAGGGUGAAUUCUAGCUGAAGUGUCAAAUGAUCUCUGCAUAAUUUCUCUAGUCAUUCUUAUUUUCCUCAUGAAGCAUUACAUGGGAUUCAGUUCAUAUAUGAUAUACUUUGAUAACCGUAAGACAACCAUCCUGAAUUGAAGAUGGAGUUUAAAUAAGUGCCAUUGUUAUGGUUCUGGUGAUCAGCAUUGAAACUUAUGGCAACUCGUGCUUUUGUUACUUAUCUUACAGGGUGGGGGCUCCGAGCAGUUGGCAGGUGAAAUGAAAACCAAUCUUAACAACAUGAUUGGAGUUGAGAAUUAGCAUAAAAGGUGGCCCUGACAUUUGCUCCUUAAGACUCAAACUGUAGAUUUCAUUCCACUUUCCUCCCUUUUGGCAUUGUAUCUUUUUCCCCUUUUGAGAAAUUUUCAAUCUGUAAUUCUGUUGUUUAUUCAGUAUACUGAGGUUGUAUUUGUACAAUUCAGCCGGCUAACAGGAAGGGAAAGCCAAAUGUUGUAAUCUGUGUAUCUCUCCUUUUGUACAAUGAAGUUUUUGCUUACCACUUGAAUAGAAUUUGUUUAUUUGA
Rubroshorea leprosula is the source of this 2546-nucleotide messenger RNA. The record is from the annotation of a GenBank genome assembly. NCBI's taxonomy places the organism in Eukaryota, Viridiplantae, Streptophyta, Magnoliopsida, Malvales, Dipterocarpaceae.